AUGGAUCCUUCGUGGGGGGCUUCGCAAUUUCCGUUUUCGGGUUUCCAACAAACACCCAACGCCUUCUCGCAAAUGUCUCAACUUCAACAAAUGCAACAAUACCAAGCACUCCAACAAAUCAUGCAACGCAACACGUUUGAACAACUCCAAUCGCAACCGCAAUCCCCGGUUCAACUUGACGAUGAUGAUGAAGAAGUCGUCCCCGAAUCGCCACCGCAAGAGCUCACGCGCAAAAAAAAACAAGGGGAAGGGAAAGAAGGAAACAACCAAACGGGUAGUAGUUUUUGGAAGAAGACAACGGAUAGAUUUAACACGAUUAUGGAGCAUGGUCCGGCUCGUGAUAUCGAAUCCGUCUCGGGUAAGUGGCGUAAAAUGAUCAAGGUCAUCAACGCCUUUAACCAGAUUUAUAACCAAAUUUACCUUUCUCCUCCUAGCGGGAGUAACGACGAGGACAUUCUUAACCUUGCUAUCGCCAAGUGGGACUCUCAAAAUUCAACGCCUUUCCCGCACUUCCGAGCAUGGAACGUUGUAAGGAAAGAACAAAAAUGGAAGCCGGUUCCAAAUGAGGUCGCAACGGCCAAACGGACUAAAACUUCCGAGUCCGGAAGUUAUAGUGCGGGAGGCUCCACCGCUCGUUGUCAAAUCGACAUAAACGACGACCCGGAAGAUGAAGAGGAUGUGUUGCCCGUUCACGAGUCGGAACGUCCCACCGGGAGGGACAAAGCAAAAAAAGAAGCGGUCGGAAAGCGAAAAGGGGCCGGCUCGAGUGGAGGUGACGGCUCGAGUGGAGGUGGGGGCUCGAAGGCAUCGUCGAAAAUGGACGACUUGAUAAACGAAUUCCGUUCGUUCAAAGAGUUCGCGGCCGAAAAAUAUACUCACAAGAAAACCGUGUCGGCCGACUAUGCUUGA
This is a messenger RNA of Helianthus annuus (common sunflower), 909 nucleotides long. RefSeq lists its product as uncharacterized. Lineage: Eukaryota; Viridiplantae; Streptophyta; Magnoliopsida; Asterales; Asteraceae. The coding region runs from base 1 to 909 and encodes 302 amino acids. The record is from RefSeq and is a predicted model, not a curated record. The transcript is spliced from 2 exons.